Pezoporus flaviventris is the source of this 5075-nucleotide messenger RNA. RefSeq names its product ceramide synthase 6 (gene CERS6). Lineage: Eukaryota; Metazoa; Chordata; Aves; Psittaciformes; Psittacidae. Bases 291 to 1559 code for a protein of 422 amino acids. The transcript has 11 exons. Gene Ontology annotation, cellular component: membrane. The record is from RefSeq and is a predicted model, not a curated record. Gene Ontology annotation, molecular function: DNA binding; sphingosine N-acyltransferase activity. Gene Ontology annotation, biological process: ceramide biosynthetic process.
UGGCUGCUCGCCAUCCCCCUCCGGACGCCGCUUCUCUCACGGCCUUGCCGGGCGCUCACAUUUUCCCUCCCGUCGCGGUCGGUCACGUAGCGGGCCCGAUGCAGGAAGGUGGAGGGACUCGGGAGGCAGCUGGCGCUCCCCUGCCGCUGCCGACAGCGCGGCCCGGCGCCAGCGCUAGGAGGCGAGGUCUCCCCGGGAAUGGGCGCAGCCCGCCCUCCACCUGAGGCAGCCGCGAUGCUGUGGUGCCGGGGGGACAGGACCCUCUGGCACCUGUGCGGGCCGGGUUCUGCAUGCCCGCGGCGGGGUCCUGUCAGCUCCGCUCAGGGAAGCCCCUCAAGAAGCGCUGUGGGGCCGGGCCGGGCGGGAAACUGUCCAGGCAGAAGUUUGCCCGUUCCCCCGCUGCGGGGUCGCUCACCAGAGAGUACCCAGAGGCGAGGCCCGGCUGCCCUCCCUCCGCGUGGCCGUGGGGCAGGACACGGCCUAGCGCCCGCCGGCGGCGCGAGGCUGAGGGGAGGAGGCGGCCGUUAAACCUGGGCGUCAGGUUCAUUGCUAAACCAUGUGCCUUAGGCCUUAAAGUCCAAGCCAACGGACCACAGAAAGCUCAACCUAAUGCUAUUCUGGAAAAAGUUUUCACAGCUAUUACAAAGCAUCCAGAUGAGAAGAGGCUGGAGGGCCUCUCCAAGCAGCUGGACUGGGAUGUACGCAGCAUUCAACGUUGGUUUCGACAAAGACGCAACCAGGAAAAGCCCAGCACUCUUACGAAGUUCUGUGAGAGCAUGUGGAGAUUUACAUUUUACCUCUAUAUAUUUACCUAUGGAGUGCGGUUCCUGAAAAAGACACCCUGGCUCUGGAAUACCAGACAGUGCUGGAACGGGUAUCCAUAUCAGCCACUGAUGCCUGACCUUCAUUAUUACUACAUAGUUGAAUUGUCAUUCUACUGGUCCUUAAUGUUUUCUCAAUUCAUUGACAUCAAAAGAAAGGACUUUGGCAUCAUGUUUACACAUCACAUUGUAACAGUCACCCUGAUAACCUUCUCAUACGUAACCAAUUUGACACGAGUGGGAACUUUGACCUUAUGUCUCCACGAUGCGGCUGAUGUUGUCCUAGAGGCUGCCAAAAUGGCAAACUAUUGCAAGUGUCAAAAACUGAGUGACCUUCUGUUCCUUACAUUUGCCAUUGUCUUCAUUGUCAGUAGGCUUGGUAUAUAUCCCUUAUGGAUAUUAAACACAACGUUGUUUGAACUGUUUGAAGCUCUGGGCAAUUUUCCUGCCUUGUGGGUCUUCAACGUGCUGCUUGUGAUUCUUCAAAUUCUGCACUGUUUUUGGUCUUACCUAAUCAUAAAGGCGGCCUACAAAGCUAUAUCAAAGGGCAAGGCUGGCAAGUGGAACCCCUUGCAUGUAGCAAAGGAUGACCGAAGUGACAUUGAGUCAAGCUCAGAUGAGGAAGAAACAGUACCUCGUUCAAAGACCCCACACAGCGCUAUCUCCACUAAUGGGACCAGCGGUGCCAACGGGACAAACGGGUAUCUCACUGGUGGCACUUGCUCAGAGGAGCAUUAAUCCUUGAGUUCAAUCAUGAGACACGAACAGAAAGAACUGUUUGCUACUGGAAGUAAAUUAUAAGUUGUGAAUGCGGUUUCUUCAUAUAUCUCAGCGUCAGAAAAAAUUAGGAGUAUCAAAGCCUUCUGGUAGCGCACUGCCAUAUUUCCUGUUUGUGAAUGAAGACAACACGCCAUUCUGUAUACGUAGGCAUGCUGUAUGUGUAUGUAACUGACACAAUGGGAGCAGUAUUUUCACUUGUACUGUCUUUGAAAUAUUAUUUAUUUUGUAUUCUUUUGGGAACUUCUGGACAAAAGGGAAUAUCCAUUCUCAAACUUUAUCUCUUGGGAUUCUCAGUAGUGAAGAGCAUUACGCUCAGAUCUCUUCUGUCCAUUCCUGUUGCUUUUGCCAAGUCUGCUAUAAGUAAUAGUUGCUUGAUUUGUUACUUACAGUAAGAUAGAAGAUAGCUUUAUAUAUUCUAGAUCUGCUUCAGAUAUUUUUGCUAUAUUUGUGUUUAAAAGUGCUGGUAUUGAAAUUGCCUAUCAAAUCACAGUGGCCAUUCCUCCAACAUAAAGUUUUUGAACACUGGAUUGAUAUAUUAAAUAGUAGGUAAUGUGGUCAAUUAGCAAUUUGGGGAAAAAAAACUGUGGUAAUUGUAGGAUAUUAUUUUAGCAUAAUUUAAAAUUCAGUUUGGUGGUUAAUUGCAUUAGAAGUAGACUUGAUUUGUCGUGCAAAUGCCCAAAAGCAUUGAUGUCAACAGUUAGGAUAAACUCAUUCUCACUUUCUUCUUUUUUUCUUUUUUUUUUUCCUCUUACAUUUUUUGACCUCUGCAGAUAUUAGUGUCUUUUUGCAGAGAUUCCAUGUUGAAAGUUGUUUGUUCAAGUGCACCAUUGUGAAUCCAGACCUCACUCCUAUAACUGUUCUUGCAUGUUCAGAUGGAUGAGAGCAGGGGUAUAAUGGAAAAAACAGCAGAUGACAGGUUCAUUGCUUCCUUGGACACAGUACGGUCUAGGUAUUGUUCUUAUAAUUACAUCACUUUCUUGAUAGGGUAACGAGAGAGAAGGCAGAAUGUCAUACAUUACUAGAAGUAGUGUAUUCUAAAUUCAUGGAAAUUUGAGCAAAAUUCACUUAACGUAAAUCACAGCAAACUUUGAACACUCAGCAGAAUUUCAUCACGUCUACGAAUAAAAUAAGGGUGUCUGUAAAAUAAUUUUGCACUCCUUUUUCAUCCAAGAUCUAAAAACUGUGUCCCAAAGAAGACAAACUAGGACCCAAAAUAAACAUCUUUUUAAACAUUAUGUACACACUUCUUCCAGUCUCUAGAUCAAAGUUUGAUGUAGGAUGCUAAUCUUGCCAGGACACUUUUCUGGGAUUUGUGACAACAGUGCCAAAAGUAGGUGAGGUUCUUGGGUAACAGACUCUAUGCAACCUACUGUUCAACAGUAUUGUGUAUGUGCACACAGAACCAAUGUGCUUACAGACCAAAGACUGUAUAUAUAUAUAAAAAAAAAAUUAAAAAAAAAAGGAAAUAAAUGUAACAUUAAUGUGUAAUAAUGUGUCUUCUAUAUACAAAGGGAUUGGAGUGCUGUGUUCAGCUGGAAAUCUGACAGGAUAUCUUUCUGAUUCCUUCCACCUAUGCAAAUAGCAAAAUGCAGAUGGUUUCUGAUGCCAUAAAACACGUUUGAAGGCUCUAUUUUAUACAACUCCUUUGAAGAAAGUUGUGUUGCCACUUCUUGCUUUUGAAAAACUGAGAUUUGUCACUCUUGAAAAUUACUGAAACCUCUAUUAUCCAUAGGGACCUUGUGUGUUACCAAAAAAUGUGCUAAAAGUAAGGGCAGAAUGGCAUGAAUGAAAAAUGUACCUCCACUUAGGUGGAGAUAAAGAUAAAAAACCUGAGAAAUUGUAAACCAUGGAAGAAGAGCUGUCCAGAUUUACUUCCUACAGAGCAUCUUUUGAAAAAGCCAGGUAAACUUGAAAUUCAGCAAUUGCAUAGCUUAUAUGAGUAUAUCUGAUUGAGCAAGGGAGUCUUACUCAAAUCUUCUCCCCCAAAAGUUUCUCUGCCUCUGUUUUUUUCUCAUCUAUCUCCUGGGCCUCUGAUUUCUUACAGUUAUCUGCAGGGCAGGUUAUACAUGUGAAAAUACACUGAUUGUCAUGGAAAGUAUUUGAAGUGGCAGUUGUUUAGUAAUUGUCAAGAUGAUACCAAGAUUUUAAACCAAAACCAUCCUGGGAUAUUAGUGAAUGAAAAUAAUAAUUUCUGAAAUAUGACCUGCUAAGAGGGUAAUUGAGAAUAGCAGUUUAAACACACCUCUUUCAUGGUGUUGAUUACUACUUCCACUGGACCAUUUCCCUUCUUCAAAGCUGGUUACAAAAAUGGCAUUCUGGCAAAAUAUUUUGUCUUACAUGGGGAUAGAAUAUUGUUCUGAAGUAUCAACUUAGACAACAUACAAUACAUAGUACUACCAUGUUGUUUAUACGAGGGUAGAGAGCAGUUCCCAAUUACAGUCUGUGUGCAAGAGGCAGGAGACCUUUGGUCCUUCUUGGUCCUCCCCAGCUGUGCUCUAUAGUGUUGAUUCAGAUGUGCAGUCAAAGCUACAACCCUUGAGAUGAUUUACCGUUGCUGGGUACAUAUGCUGUUAGUGUGUCCUCGCUGUUACAUAGUGCAACUUGAACUGAAACUCUUUACUUGAGGUUUAAAUUCAGUUGCAUUUAUGAUGCACUAAAGGAUGUAUACAGUUGCCACGGUUCAGCUGAAUCCCAGUGACUUAUCUCCUAUAAACCUGGCUUUUCGGAGUCCAUUCUUAGCAGCCUAGAAUAAACUUAAUUACAGGUAUGUCUGGAAAAUAGGUGAGAUGGGAGAUUCAAACACAUUUGGGGAAAUGGGAUGAGAGUGAGGAAGCACUGAGAGCUUCACUAAACUUUCAAGCUGCAGGGGUUUUUAUGAAUAUUAAAAAUCACACCUUUUUUUUUUUUUCCCAGUGGGAAGGACCAAGUGUUUUAGUGAUCAUAAGUGGCAGUGUGUUUCAAGUCAUUAUUUUAACCAAUAGAUGUCAAAACUUCGGUAUCAUCUUCCAAUCUGCAGAGAGAAUGUCAUGCAACUGUUUCCUUUUUCAGUUGAAUUUGCUUCUUUGCAAGGUGCUUUUGAAGGCCAUCAAGUAUUUAGAGGAUAAUUACAUAUAUUCCAGGCAAUUGAUUGAAAUUACUGUGAUGGUUCAUGUUAAGUGCAAGAUCUUAAAAGGUUCUGUGUAUUUGUACCUUUUGUAGAAUUGUCAUUUUAGUCAUUUUAGAAAUGAGGGGGUUUAUUCUAUAACCUAUUUGUCUUCAACUUCUAUGCUCCCUUUUUAUAGUCCAGUACAUGACACAGUGGUUGAGAUGUUGAAGUAGAAAAAGUAAGACAUGAUAUGUAAAGUUUAUUAGUAAAUAGUAAGAAUUUGUCAAUUCUCCCUAACCAGCCCAGAAUAAAGUAAGAUUCAAGUCUCCCUUUGUUUAGCAUUUCCCAUAUUGGAAUAUUUUGUAUCUCCCCCCCAAAAAAAAAGGAAA